CAAUCAUGUCCCAGGUGAGGCAAGUGGGAUUGCUAGCUGCCGGAUGUCAGCCUUGGAACAAAGAUGUUUGUGCUGCCAAUGGAGACAGGUUUGCAUAUUGUGCAACCUUGGCUAUCUAUGUUUAUCAGUUGGAUCACCAUUAUAAUGAAUUCAAACUUCACUCAAUUAUGUCUGAACAUAAAGAGAAAAUCACAGCAAUCUCUUGGUGUCCACAUAACCCUGAUCUCUUUGCAAGUGGCGGUACUGAUAACUUAGUGAUCAUUUGGAAUGUUGCAGAACAAAAAGCCAUUGCUAAGCUCAACAGUACAAAAGGGACCCCUGCCUCUCUGAGCUGGUGCUGGAAUGCAGAUAAUGCAGUGGCCUUUGUCUCCCACCGAGGUCCUUUGUUCAUUUGGACCCUCUCAGGACCAGACAGUGGAGUGACUGUACACAGGGAUGCUCAGGGCUUCUUGUCCGAUGUCUGUGUGUUCAGAUGGCAUCCCCAGAAAAAGGGAAAAGUUGUUUUUGGUCAUGUUGAUGGAAGUCUGUCAAUUUUUCAGCCAGGUAAUAAAAAUCAGAAACAUGUUUUGAGACCUGAAUCUCUUGAAAGGACAGAUGAAGAAGAUCAAGUUACAGCCUUGGAAUGGGACUCAUUAUCUACUGAUUAUCUUCUCGUGGCUAAUUUGCAUUAUGGAAUUCGCCUAGUAGAUUCUGAAUCACUUUAUUGCAUAACAACAUUUAAUCUUCCCAGUGUAGCGGCUUCUGUACAAUGCUUGGCCUGGGUUCCCAGUGCUCCUGGGAUGUUUAUAACUGGAGAUUCUCAGGUGGGCGUUUUGCGCAUUUGGAAUGUUUCAAGAACAACACCUAUUGAUAAUCUUAAAUUAAAGAAAACAGGAUUUCACAGCUUACAUGUACUUAAUUCUCCUCCAAGGAAAAAAUUUUUAAUCCAAUCUCCAACCAAAAAUCAUUACACAUCUUCAGCGAGUGAAGCAGCUAUACCUCCAGCUUUGACACAGAAUCAAGCUUUCUUUCGUCCUCCUGGUCAUGCACUGUGUUGUUUCUUGGAUGGUGGAGUUGGACUUUAUGAUAUGGGAGCUAAGAAGUGGGAUUUUCUUAGGGAUUUGGGACAUGUGGAAACUAUCUUUGAUUGCAAAUUCAAACCUGAUGAUCCUGAUCUUUUAGCAACAGCUUCAUUUGAUGGCACUAUAAAAAUCUGGGAUAUAAACACAUUAACAGCAGUGUACAGUUCCCCAGGUGAUGAAGGGGUUAUUUAUUCCCUUUCAUGGGCUCCAGGUGAUUUAAAUUGUAUUGCUGGGGCAACUUCUCGAAAUGGUGCUUUUAUUUGGGAUGUUCAAAAGAGCAAAAUUGUACAACGAUUUAAUGAGCACGGAAAAAAUGCAAUAUUCUGCAUUGCCUGGAGUCAUAAAGAUUCCAAAAGAAUAGCAACCUGCAGUGGUGAUGGUUUCUGUAUUAUUCGAACAAUUGAUGGUAAAAUACUACACAAAUACAAACAUCCAGCUGCCGUGUUUGGUUGUGAUUGGAGCCAAAACAACAAAGACAUGAUAGCCACUGGCUGUGAAGACAAAAACGUCCGUGUCUAUUAUGUUGCCACCAGCUCUGAUCAGCCGUUGAAAGUGUUUAGUGGGCAUACAGCAAAAGUAUUUCAUGUUAAAUGGUCUCCUCUGAGGGAGGGGAUUCUCUGUAGUGGUUCUGAUGAUGGUUCUGUUCGAAUCUGGGAUUAUACUCAAGAUGCUUGCAUAAAUAUUCUUAGUGGACAUACUUCACCUGUGAGGGGGUUAACGUGGAAUACUGAGAUUCCAUAUCUACUGAUUUCUGGCAGCUGGGACUAUACAAUAAAAGUGUGGGACACUCGAGAAGGCAUUUGUUUGGAUACUGUGUAUGAUCAUGGUGCAGAUGUAUACGGUUUAACAUCCCAUCCGACUCGCCCUUUCACUAUGGCUUCUUGCUCCCGUGAUUCUACAGUGAGACUCUGGUCAUUAACACCUUUAAUUACUCCUCUACAAAUAAAUAUUCUGGCAGACAGAUCUUGGGAAGAAAUUAUCGGGAAUACCGAUUAUGCUGUAGAGCAAGGUACCCCUCCUCUGCUGUGUGGUAAAGUGUCAAGAUAUAUUAGACAAGAAAUAGAAAAGCUAACUGGUAAUCCUCGAGCAAAAAAACUAAGAUGGUUUUCAGAGUGUUUAUCACCUCCAGGUGGCGUUAACAAUUUAUGGACCUUGGUUGCUGUGAUAAAAGGACAAGACGAUAGCUUACUCCCUCAAAACUACUGCAAGGGAAUAAUGCAUUUGAAACAUCUGAUUAAAUUUAGAACAUCUGAAGCCCAAGAACUGACGACAGUCAAGAUGUCUAAAUUCAGUGGUGGUAUUGGUGUACCCACUAAAGAGGAAAGACUGAAGGAAGCUGCUGAGAUACACUUGAGAUUAGGACAGAUUCAGAAAUACUGUGAACUUAUGGUUGAACUUGGAGAGUGGGACAAAGCCCUGUCAAUUGCACCAGGUGUCUCUGUGAAAUAUUGGAAAACGUUAAUGCAGAGGAGAGCUGACCAAUUAAUCCAGGAAGAUAAGGAUGAUGUCAUUCCAUACUGCAUAGCCAUCGGCGAUGUGACGAAACUAGUCAAUUUUUUUACGUCAAGAGGUCAGCUUAAAGAAGCUCUGCUAGUGGCGCAGGCUGCAUGUGAGGGAAAUAUGCAAACCUUACACGUCUCUACGCCUAAGGGAGCUUCAAGUUCGGAUGAGCUCUACAAGGGGGACUUCAUUGAACUCCUGCACAAAGUCAGUCAAGAACUGGCAGAAUGGUAUUUUCAGGAUGGUCGAGCAGUACUGGCCGCAUGUUGCCAUCUAGCUGUAGAUAACAUUGAGCUUGCCAUGGCAUGCCUGAUUCGUGGAAACGAACUGGAGUUGGCAGUCAGUGUGGGCACAGUACUGGGCGAGUCCGCAGCGCCAGCAACCCACUAUGCCCUGGAAUUAUUGGCGAGAAAAUGCAUGAUGAUUCCAACAUGCUUUCCAUCUGUUGGAUACAGUGAAGUUUUUUUCUUCUGUGAUAUAAACAGGGAUUUGGCAGCCGAUCUUCUCCUGAUGAUUCCUGAUAAUGAGCUGCAUUUAGUGAAACUCUGUGCUUUCUACCCAGGGUGUACUGAGGAGAUAAAUGAUCUUCAUGAGAAGUGCAGGCUACCCACGGUAGAAGAAUGCAUGCAGUUGGCUGAGACAGCCCAUGCAGAUGGCAAUAUAUUUGAAACUGUAAAGUAUUAUUUGCUAAGUCAAGAACCUGAAAAAGCCCUUCCCAUUGGCAUUAGCUUCGUCAAAGAAUACAUCAGUAGUUCGAACUGGACUUUGGAUACCGUUUACCCUGUUCUUGACCUAUUGAGUUAUAUUCGUACUGAAAAAUUAGUCUUGCAUACAUGUGCUGAAGCUCGAAAUGAGUUGCUCAUAUUAUGUGGUUACAUCGGUGCAUUACUGGCUAUCACAAAACAGUACCAAAGCAUUGUUCCAGCACUUUAUGAGUAUACAAGUCAGCUAUUAAAACGUCGAGAGGUAUCAGUACCUUUAAAAAUUGAGCAUCUUUCUGAGGAACUGGAUGCAUGGAGAGCUUGUACACAGUCUACCAACAGAUCUUUAGAAGAUUCUCCAUAUACUCCGCCUUCUGAUUCACAAAGACUGGCUUAUGCAGCUUUAUUAAAGAGGGUAAAAGAAGAGUCAUUGAAAGGAAUUAUCGGACCAGAUUAUGUGACUGGAUCAAAUCUUCCAAGUCAUUCUGAUAUUCACAUUUCUUGUCUUACGGGAUUAAAAAUCCAGGGCCCUGUAUUUUUCCUUGAAGAUGGGAAAUCUGCUAUCUCAUUGAAUGAUGCUUUGAUGUGGGCAAAAGUGAAUCCAUUCUCACCUUUAGGGACUGGAAUACGACUCAAUCCAUUUUGAGAGAAGAUUUUUCUCCACACUUAAUUCUUUUUCUAAGGAAGGACUUUUGUGGGUUAGUAUUUCCUUAAUCUUGGUUGUUCAAGAGCCAAGGGUUGAGAGAAGGAUUGCAGGUUGAGAGAGGUGGGGAAUAACAGCUUAUUCAUUAAUCUCAAAUAAUAAAAUAUUUACAUAAUUUAAAGGAAAAAUAGGUUUCUCCUUUGUAAAACUUAAUAGCUGCAUUUGGGAGAAAGGAAAUAUUUCAAUGAUAACAGACUAAAUCAUCUAAAAAGUUUCACAAAGGAUAAAUGGUACCAAAA
Molecule: messenger RNA, 4204 nt
Organism: Carlito syrichta (Philippine tarsier)
Lineage: Eukaryota; Metazoa; Chordata; Mammalia; Primates; Tarsiidae
Gene: WDR17
Product: WD repeat domain 17
Exons: 29
Coding region: 6-3908 (1300 amino acids)
Molecular function (GO): protein binding
Source: RefSeq, a predicted model, not a curated record